Molecule: messenger RNA, 996 nt
Organism: Arachis stenosperma
Lineage: Eukaryota; Viridiplantae; Streptophyta; Magnoliopsida; Fabales; Fabaceae
Exons: 1
Coding region: 1-996 (331 amino acids)
Source: RefSeq, a predicted model, not a curated record
AUGAUCACCACAAGUGAUGAGAGGAGUGUGGAGGAAGUAGACACACAAACAGAACACCUCCUAGACAGUCCAAAGGAAAAUCAUGAAGAAAGAAACCAUGCACCCCAACCCACGCUCAGGGAAGAGCUAAAGAAAAGGGAGAUCCUGAACUUGUAUGGACCCUUUCCCCAAAGGCUCAAGGGUGGUGUAGCAGGGCGAAUGUAUUCAAGGUUCCUCGAUAUAUUUGCAUCUUUUGAUGUAAAUAUACCAUUCAUUAAGGCCCUCCAGCAAAUGCCCUCCUACAUCAAGUAUAUAAAUGAGCUACUAGCCAAAAAGAUUUCAUUGAAGGAUGGACAAACAAUAAAGAUGAACAGGGAAUGCAGUGCUCUCAUUCAAACAGAACCACCCACAAAAAAGAAGGAUCCAGGGAGUUUUCACAUUCCCUGUGCUAUAAGAGAGACAAUGAUUGAUAAGGGGCUCUGUGACCUGGGAGCAAGUAUCAAUCUAAUGCCUGUAUCCCUCAUGAAAAAGCUUCAAAUCAAUGAGCUAACACCCACAGAUGUAAUCAUCAAAUUGGCUAACAAAACUCAAAAGCAGGCAAUAGGAGUGGUUGAAAACGUGUUAGUGAAAGUUGGGAACUACUUCCUUCCCACAGACUUUGUUAUCCUGGAAAUGGAAGAGAACCCCAGUCACCACAUCAUUCUGGGAAGGCCAUUCUUAGCCACAGCCAGAGCACUUAUAGAUGUGGAGCGAAGAGAGCUAGUAUUGAGAAUACAUGAUGAACAGCUCACCUUCAAUGUUUUCAAACCCUCACAAGAAGCAGAUCAUGAUAACAAAGAGCUGAUGGAGGAGCCAAACAGGGGAGCACAAGCACCACAACUAAGAACUUCUAUGGUUAACAACCAAUGUGAUCAAAAGGAGCAACAGCCAAGUGUAAUCCAAAAGGAACCAGACCCACCACAUAUGAGACAAGAAACAAAUUUUUACUUAAAAAGAAAACCACAAGUAGCAAAGUGA